AUGGCCCAGAGUUUGGACCAAGUAGAAGAACAGAGACUCUACCAGCAGACCCUCCUCCAGGAUGGAUUGAAGGACAUGUUAGACCAUCGCAAGUUCCUGGACUGUGUUGUGAAAGUGAAGGACCAGGAGUUCCCAUGUCACCGGCUGGUCUUAGCUGCCUGUAGCCCUUACUUCCGUGCCUUGUUCCUCAAGGACUCAGAAGGGAUCCAGGAGAUCAGCCUGGAGGAGGUGUCACCAGAAGUGAUGGGCAAGGUCCUACAUUACCUCUACACUUCAGAGAUUGAUCUCAAUGAGGACAACGUUCAGGACCUUUUUGCAGCAGCCAAUCUUUUCCAGAUUCCAUCCAUUUUCACCAUCUGUGUUUCCUUCUUGCAGAAGCGACUCUGCCUCGCCAAUUGCCUGGCAGUCUUCCGUCUUGGUCUCAUGCUGGACUGUGCCCGGCUGGCCGUGGCUGCCCGUGACUUCAUCUGUGACCGUUUCCCUCUUAUUUCUCGUGACCAAGAUUUCUAUGGCCUCUCUGCCAACGAGCUCAUUGCUGUCAUCUCUAGUGACAGCCUCAAUGUGGAGAAGGAGGAGGUAGUCUUUGAGGCUGUGAUGAAGUGGGCUAACACUGGGGAUGACAAGGAGGCCCGGCUCCAGGCCCUGCCCACUGUCUUUGAGAGCAUCCGCUUCCGCCUUCUGCCUCGAGACUACCUUGAAAGCCGAGUGGAAAAGCAUCCACUGGUGAAGGCCCGGCCUGAGCUACUCCGCAAAAUUCAGAUGGUGAAGGAUUCCCAUGAAGGGAAGAUGACUGUUCUAAAGAGGAAGAAGAAGAAAGAAGAGAUAUCUGGGAAAGAAAGAGCCGGGAUGAAAGCUGGGGAGAAGGAAGCAGAAGAGGCCGAUGAUGAUGACACUAUCAUCCCUGGGAUCCUCAAUGACACCAUGCGCUUUGGGAUGUUCCUACAGGAUCUAAUCUUCAUGAUCAGUGACACAGGGGCUGUAGCCUAUGACCCUGGGACCAAUGAGUGUUACUUUGCUUCCCUGUCCACUCAGAUUCCCAAGAACCAUGUCAGCCUUGUGACCAAAGAGAACCAGAUCUUUGUGGCUGGGGGCCUUUUUUACAAUGAGGACAACAAGGAGGACCCUAUGAGUUCUUACUUCCUACAGUUUGACCACCUGGAUUCUGAGUGGAUGGGCAUGCCGCCCCUACCUUCCCCACGUUGUCUGUUCGGCUUGGGCGAAGCUGAGAAUUCCAUCUUCGUUGUGGGUGGUAAAGAGCUCAAGGAGGGAGAGCAGAGCCUGGACUCAGUGAUGUGCUAUGACCGACUAUCGUUUAAAUGGGGAGAGUCAGACCCGCUGCCCUAUGUAGUGUAUGGCCAUGCCGUGGUGUCCUACAUGGAUCUCAUCUAUGUCAUCGGGGGCAAAGGGAGUGACCGGAAGUGCUUGAAUAAGACAUAUGUCUAUGACCCUAAGAAGUUUGAGUGGAAGGAGCUGGCCCCCAUGCAGAAUGCCCGAUCCCUCUUUGGGGCAACGGUCCAUGAUGGCAAGAUCUAUGUGGUGGCUGGAGUUACCAACACAGGGCUGACCAGCUCAUCGGAAGUGUACAACAUAGCAGAUAAUAAGUGGGAGCCAUUUUUGGCCUUUCCCCAGGAACGCAGCUCACUCAGUCUUGUUAGCCUGGCUGGGACCCUCUACUCCAUUGGGGGCUUUGCUACCCUGGAAACUGAGUCAGGAGAGCUGGUCCCUACUGAGCUUAAUGACAUAUGGAGAUAUGAUGAAGAGGAAAAGAAAUGGGAAGGAGUCCUGAGGGAGAUUCCCUACGCAGCCAGCGCCACCUUCCUGCCUGUCCGGCUCAAUGUUCUGAGGUUGACAAAGAUGUGAUCGUCAUGGAGGUCAGCCCUGGAGCCCCAGUGGGCUGGUGCUCUCCUCCCCCCACCCCAGUAGGGGACAUUGGAGUUCAUUUUCUAGGUGUUACAUGUUUCCUUGAGGAUGUGAAGAGUGGUAUCAUGGGAAGAUCAUUGGCCUUGGAGCCAGGAGAGACCUAGCUUCAAAUCUAGGCUCUUCUACUUAAUUGCCAUGUGAUCUUGGGUUGAGAAGUCCUUCCACACCUUAGAGCCUCAGUUUCCUCACCUAUAAAAAUAAGGGUAAUGAUCCCUGUGCUGCCUUUGCUUUUAAAAUGGGCAGGGUCAUUUCUAUUCUUGCGAGGCCUCUCCACCCCACCCCACCCCACCUGGGCUAGAAGGUCCAGCAGAAGAGGACAGGGACCAGACCAGGAGCAGCCGGACACAAGAGAGGCGGCCUUGAGCAUGAGAUGCGGAAGAGACAACGGAGGGACUCGGAGAUUUCUCUUGCUCCCUCCCCCUUUGUGUCGGGACAAAGAAAGGAACAAUCACAAAGAGCCUGCUGGCUGUCUCAACUGCCCAGGAAAUCAAUCCACUACCUUGGACUGAAUGUCUAUUGUGUGACGGUCCCUUGUGCUUUACACUGCCUGCGCCUUUGUUGAAGAGCCCUGGACUAGGGUGGCAGGAGUGGGGAAGCAGAAGACCUGGGUUCCAGUCUAGACUCUGUCCUUGGCUCGUUGUGUCACCUUGGGCAAGUGACUUAAUCUCUCUGGGUUUCAGGGUCCUCAUUUGUAAAUUAAGAAGAGCAAGAUUUUCAUUGCCCAAACCCCGUCCCAGGAGAGGCUGUGAUUUGGUGGGGUGGUGGGUGUGGGGGGAGUAUAUACUGAAAAUAUGUAUGUACACAGACCUGGAAAACGAAUAAAGUUCUGGAACAAUAAGAUUCUGAAAUCUUAAGGGUCUAU
Messenger RNA from Trichosurus vulpecula (common brushtail), 2782 nucleotides. It is a transcript of the gene KLHL40, whose product is annotated as kelch like family member 40. Gene Ontology annotation, biological process: skeletal muscle fiber development; negative regulation of protein ubiquitination; negative regulation of proteasomal ubiquitin-dependent protein catabolic process. Gene Ontology annotation, cellular component: I band; A band. NCBI's taxonomy places the organism in Eukaryota, Metazoa, Chordata, Mammalia, Diprotodontia, Phalangeridae. The record is from RefSeq and is a predicted model, not a curated record. The transcript has 7 exons. Gene Ontology annotation, molecular function: protein binding. The coding region runs from base 1 to 1860 and encodes 619 amino acids.